Molecule: messenger RNA, 2495 nt
Organism: Coprinopsis cinerea okayama7#130
Lineage: Eukaryota; Fungi; Basidiomycota; Agaricomycetes; Agaricales; Psathyrellaceae
Product: 5-oxoprolinase
Exons: 9
Coding region: 84-2495 (803 amino acids)
Biological process (GO): glutathione metabolic process
Cellular component (GO): cytosol
Molecular function (GO): 5-oxoprolinase (ATP-hydrolyzing) activity
Source: RefSeq, a predicted model, not a curated record
UUUAACCGUCGAGCAUCGGGGUUGCGCACGCUAACGUUCUGAUAGUCUCCCCCCCCACUUAUUUCACUCUCAGAAUAUAACUCAUGGUUGCUACGAUCCCAGAUGGUUCGAUUCGUAUCUGCGCCGAUAGAGGCGGGACGUUUUGCGACGUACAUGCCUCCUACCCUGAUCCUCAAAACCCCGCACAACGCAAGGAAUUGGUGAUCAAGCUCCUCUCUCAGGAUCCAUCGAACUAUGCAGACGCCCCGACAGAGGGCAUUCGGCGUGUCCUGGAGCACGUUACUGGGCAGAAUAUACCCCGAGGCACGAUUCUCCCUACGGAGAAAAUCGACUACAUUCGCCUUUCAACAACUAUCGCCACGAAUGCUCUUCUUGAACGGAAGGGCCAUAAACACGCCCUCCUCAUCACUAAAGGCUUCUCCGACCUCCUAUUGAUUGGCAACCAGUCCCGACCCAAGAUCUUCGACCUCAAUAUUCGCAGACCACCUCCAUUGUAUUCCGAAGUUCUCGAGGUAGAUGAGCGUGUCACCCUCGUAGGGUACACUUCCGACCCCAACUUUGAAGAGCACAAGGUUGUCUUUGCCGAGGACGGAUCUAUCUCCAAGGCAUAUUCCGGACGCGAAAGAAUUCGGGGAGAGGGUAGGGUUUUGCAGGGUCUCAGUGGAGAGGCGGUUCGCAUUAUCAAAGAGCCAGAUCUCAAGAAAGUCCGGGCUGACCUCCAAGCGCUGUACGACAGAGGCUAUCGCUCGCUCGCCAUCGUCCUCGUUCAUUCAUACACCUUCCCUGACCACGAGAGGCUUGUUGGAAAUGUCGCUCGUGAAGUUGGAUUUACACAUGUCAGCGAGAGUAGUGCGCUUUUGCCCAUGAUCAAGAUGGUCCCCCGCGGCGUUUCGAGCACAGCAGACGCAUACUUGACGCCCAUCCUCAAAGAAUACCUGGACGGGUUCUUUAGCGGCUUUGACGAGGGUCUGAAAGCUGGUCCCUCGCCGAGUGGCGAGAAACGCACGGCACGAGUCGAAUUUAUGUCUUCCGAUGGCGGUCUCGUGGACCUGAAGAACUUUUCUGGGUUGAAGAGUAUCCUCAGCGGUCCAGCUGGAGGUGUUGUCGGCUACGCAUUAACAACCUACGAAGAAGGGAGCAAUAAAGGCGGAAAGAGCGUUGGAAGGGGGAAACCGGUCAUCGGGCUGGAUGUUGGAGGCACGUCUACGGACGUAUCGCGAUUCCACGGUCGUUACGAAGUCGUUUACGAGACCACCACUGCAGGAGUGACUAUCCAGAGCCCCCAGUUGGAUAUCAACACUGUCGCCGCCGGGGGUGGAUCCUGCCUAACCUUCUCCAACGGUCUCUUCCGCGCAGGUCCCGAAAGCGCAGGAGCACAGCCUGGACCGGCUUGCUAUCGCAAAGGGGGUCCACUCGCAGUGACCGACGCCAAUCUCCUCCUCGGGCGUCUCGUCCCUGCCUACUUCCCUCACAUUUUUGGGAAAACGGAAAAAGAACCAUUGGACGUCGAGGCCAGCAAAACGCUGUUCGAGAAACUGGCCAAGACUAUCAACGAAGAAAGCCCUGAUGCGGAACAGAAGGGACUAGAUGAGAUUGUAUACGGAUUCAUCAAAGUCGCGAACGAAACGAUGUGCCGACCGAUACGGGCACUGACCGAGGCCAGAGGUUACGCAACUGGGGAACAUGUACUCGCUUCGUUCGGCGGUGCAGGAGGGCAACAUGCUUGCGAAAUCGCAAAGUUGUUGGGUAUCCAAACCGUUGUCAUCCAUCGAUACUCGAGUAUCCUAAGCGCCUAUGGACUGGCACUUGCCGAUCGUGCCUACGAAGUUCAAGAGCCAUGCUCGACGUUUUACAAUCCAGCCAAUGUUCCGUCCUUGUUCAGCCGACUUGACGCCCUCACGGAUAAGGUCGUCACGGAGCUCAAGUCACAGGGUUUCGAAGGGAAGAUGGUAAAGGUAGAGAGGAUGUUGAACAUGAGGUUCGAGGGGACAGACACUGCCUUGAUGGUGCUGCCUCAUGCCAAAGAAGGCGGUGAAGACGGGGAUGUAGAAGACUACAUGGAAGCGUUCAAACGGGUCUACAAGACUGAGUUUGGAUUCGUUCUUGAGAACAAGGGUGUGAUUGUCGAUGAUAUCAAGGUUCGUGGAAUCGGAAAGACAUUUGACACCCUCGGACCCUCUAUCUACGACGAAGUAGAUGAGCUAUAUGACAGCAACAGAGUCAGGAGCCUCACACCAAGGACCCCUUGGUCUCCGGAAAGCUCGGCGGAAUUCCACGUGCAUUAUCCCAAGGCAGAAACGACUCCUGAAUCGGUUUACUUCGAACCACCGGUCGGACGCGUUCAGAAUACACCCGUAUAUCUGCUGGUAAAUCUCGAAGUUGGAGAUUUAAUUCAAGGUCCUGCUAUGAUUAUCGAUGAUACGCAAACAAUUGUGGUGAUACCAGGCUCUGAUGCAUUGUACACGACCCGGGGGCUGUAUUUACGCAUUCACUGA